Phyllotreta striolata is the source of this 957-nucleotide messenger RNA. NCBI's taxonomy places the organism in Eukaryota, Metazoa, Arthropoda, Insecta, Coleoptera, Chrysomelidae. The record is from the annotation of a GenBank genome assembly.
GUUUGCCAGUGGGGAGGAACAGGUGCAACAAAAAAGCGGAAUUACAAAACAGUUGGUUCGGAACACACAGAAGGUCGGUAUUUCGAAAAUACUGAAAUAAUACGAUAACAACGCAUGUCAGGGAACCCUAGUACCCGUCGAAUUGCGCCAAGUGUAGUGGUAUCGCAACAAAAAACAAUUAGAACUUAAUGGUGCACCGGUGGUGAAGUUAUAAUGGGUGACAGUAACGAUUGUUUUGUUACGGCCAACGAUUUGCCGAUAUCGUUCGCAAUCAAAUAUUUAGGUAGCCAACCGGCGAAAGGCCUUUGGGGAAUGAAACACACAAGAAAACCGGUCGAUUAUCUAGUAUCACAAGCGAAAAAUCUAUCUGCAAACGUAAUAUUACCGAUAGUAAAAUUCACCGUAAACAUCAACGGGGUGCAAUUUGUCGAAAUAACGAAUAAGAAACUCGCCCAAUCUCCGCCAACGAAAUUCUCAGUCGACACAAUCUCUUACGGCGUGCAAGAUUUAAUUUACACCAGAGUGUUCAGCAUGAUAGUCGUUACCGAUGACAAUUUGAAAAACGGAGUGCCUUUCGAAUGCCACAGCUUCCUGUGCGAAUCCAGAGAUCAAGCCAGGCAAAUCACCUACGCCUUGGCGGCCGCUUUCCAGGAUUUCGGGAAGAAAAACAAAGAGAAUGGAACAAAGAAGCCGGUAUUCGCCAUUGAUUUGAGGACGCCCGAAGAGCAAGCAGUUGCUUCAGACGGUGAAACAGAAGCUUGAAGUUGUAUUUUAGAUUUAGUUUUUUUCGAUGAUAUUUUAUAAUUUGUUAUAGAUAGGAUUAUUUUUAAGGAAGAUAUUAUAAAUGAACAGUUUGUAUGACCUUGCUUAUUUUUACUUACAGUUGUGGUUAUGCUAAAAAAAUGUUUGGUUAAUCACCAAAUUUAUUAAAAUAUUUUAAGUUACAUUUUAAAACCC